CCUAUCAUUAUCUAACAUCUUGGGCAUAAAACGUGGCGGUGCAAAAAUAUAUAGUUUAUUCAGUGUUUUUCUGGGAAGAGGGUAACACACGCGGGCGACCACUAUGAAAGUGAAACCGGAUUCGCCCGUAGCCCUCCUGGACCCGUCGCUCCUGCUACGUCCCGAAAAAGUGUACGAUGACAAACCCAUCGAGGCAUUCCGUGACUACACCAUCGACGACAGCGACCCCAUCAGGGAGCGCGUCAAGAGGACGUACUACGAAAUGCACAGCAAUAUGACAGUGGAUUUUGUUAAAAGUAAGAUGGAGAAAUGGCUCAAGUUCAACCACUUCAAAUCGACAAUAAAAGAUGCCCUGAUUAAAUUGAACGAGCUGGUGGACGAGUCGGAUCCGGACACCGAUCUGCCAAAUAUCGUGCACGCCUUCCAGACAGCGGAAAAGAUCAGAGAGGACUACCCCGAUGAUGACUGGUUCCAUCUCACCGGCCUUAUCCACGAUUUAGGCAAGGUGAUGGCAUUUUACAAUGAACCACAAUGGUGCGUGGUGGGCGACACCUUCGUGGUGGGCUGCAAAUGGGGCAAGAAUGUCGUCUAUGGUGACGACAGCUUCAAGAAUAACCCUGACACGUAUAAUACUAAAUAUAAUACUGACUACGGAAUGUAUCAGCCUAACUGUGGACUGGAGAACUUGAUGCUGUCCUGGGGUCACGACGAGUAUUUGUACAGGUUCCUCAUACAUAACAAGGCCAAGCUGCCCAAAGAGGCAUUCUACAUGAUCAGAUAUCAUUCGUUCUACCCAUGGCACGCGGGUGGAGAUUACCAACAUCUGCUCAAAGAAGGAGACGAAAAGAUCAGGGAGAGUGUUUUAAAAUUCAACCGAUAUGACCUAUACACCAAAAGUGCCGCCAUCCCAGACGUCGAGGCUCUAUGGCCGUACUACGAGUCCCUCAUAGACAAGUACAUGCCGGGCAUACUCGAGUUCUAAUAAUGCUACUAAAAUUUUAUAAGGCAACAAUAUAUUUAUAAAAUUAUUAUGAAAUUGUAAAGAAUAGUGGAUUUUUGUUUUCUAUUUUUCUUACCAAUAUCCGCAAUAACUGAUAGCCAUUUGCGUUGUAUAAAAUAAUUACUUGUAUGUCAAUAAUGCCAAAGUAAAUGUAAUACUUACCUAAAUGUUUUUUAAGGUUUAAGGUACAAUAUAUUUUAUAAAUUACACGCUAGAUUAUAGAUCAUAUACAUUUAGAUGGAGUAUUUCUGCGAUAAAUUCCCAAAUUUUUCUAAUUGAAGUAAAUUUUUAUGACAGACUACAUUAAUUCACGUUAUUGUUUGUAUAAAUAGAUAUACUAAAAAUAUUAUUAGUAAAAAAUGUUAAAAAUAGUUAACUGACCAUUUUUUGGGAUGUCCUUAAUAUUCUAUGCUCCAUCUAGACAGAUAUGAUCUAUUAAGUUUACAUAAUAGAAUCUUUUUAAUUUUAUUAUUGUUAUGGAAUACUUGUAAAUUGUCUACUAGCGUGAAUAUUUUUAUUUUAUAAAAAAAAAACAUGUGAAAUAAAAAACGCAUUGAAUAAUUAA
This is a messenger RNA of Galleria mellonella (greater wax moth), 1565 nucleotides long. RefSeq names its product inositol oxygenase-like. The transcript is spliced from 7 exons. NCBI's taxonomy places the organism in Eukaryota, Metazoa, Arthropoda, Insecta, Lepidoptera, Pyralidae. Gene Ontology annotation, cellular component: cytoplasm. The record is from RefSeq and is a predicted model, not a curated record. Gene Ontology annotation, biological process: inositol catabolic process. Gene Ontology annotation, molecular function: inositol oxygenase activity; iron ion binding. The coding region runs from base 104 to 982 and encodes 292 amino acids.